Molecule: messenger RNA, 1630 nt
Organism: Asparagus officinalis (garden asparagus)
Lineage: Eukaryota; Viridiplantae; Streptophyta; Magnoliopsida; Asparagales; Asparagaceae
Product: proline dehydrogenase 2, mitochondrial-like
Exons: 4
Coding region: 31-1482 (483 amino acids)
Cellular component (GO): mitochondrion
Molecular function (GO): proline dehydrogenase activity; FAD binding
Source: RefSeq, a predicted model, not a curated record
CUCACAGAAAGAAAUCUCUGCCGCUUUUACAUGGCCGUCGUCUCCAAGAAAGCCCUAACCCUAACCCUAGCUCGUCACUUCUCAACCCUAACCUCAAACCCGAUAACCUUAACCCCGAAACUCAUCGACCCAGCUCCAAGUCCAAACCCAAACGCAAUCCUCGACCUCUCAAACACCGAACCAAUCUUCUCCUCCAUUUCAACCCGAUCGCUGAUCCGGUCCCUGGCAAUUCUCCAAACCCUAUCGAUCGAACCUCUGGUAGAUGUCGGGAUCAGAACAGUCCGCUCGCAGGUGGUUCAAUCAAGCUGGUUGGCGAAUAAGGCCCUAAUGGGUGUGGUUAAGGGGACGGUUUACGGGCAUUUUUGCGCCGGGUCGGGUUUGGAUGAAGUGGGCAGAACCGUUAAGGAGUUGGAGGGGAUGGGGUUGAAGGGGAUAUUGGAUUAUGGGUCUGAGGAUGCCGAGGAUGGGAGUGGGUGCGAUAGGAAUUUGAGUGGGUUUUUGGAGAUGGUCGAGAUGAUGUCAUCGUUGCCACGGUCAGCGGUGAGCUCGGCCUGCGUAAAAGUCACAGCAAUUUGCCCGAUCUCCCUCCUCGAACGCAUCAGCGAUCUCCUCCGGUGGCAACAAAAAGACCCAUCGCUGACCCUCCCAUGGAAAUCACAUUCAAUCCCCGUCCUCUCGGACUCAAGCCCCCUCUACCAAACCCCGACGAAGCCCUUACCCUUGACAGAAACAGAGGAGUUGAACCUCCAACAAUCUCUUAACAGGCUCUCAACCCUCUGCAGCCGCUGCGCCGAGCUCAACCUCUCGAUCCUAAUCGACGCGGAGUACUCCACGGUGCAACCCGCAAUCGACUACUUCACGUACUCUGCAGCUCUGGAAUUCAACAAGAAGCCAAAGUCUGAGAGCGCGAUGGUGUUGGGCACGGUGCAGUGUUAUUUGAGGGACGCGAAGGAGAGGCUGGCGGGUAUUGUGGAGGCAGCAGAGAGGGAGGGGUUUGUGGUGGGUGUAAAGCUGGUGAGGGGGGCGUACACGAGGGAGAGGGAGAUGGCGGCCGCGUUGGGGGUUGAGUCACCGAUACAUGGGAGCAUCGGGGAGACCCAUAGGUGCUACGAUGAAUGCGCGUCGUUUAUGCUGGAGAGGAUUGCUGGAGGUUCAGUGUCGCUGGUGCUGGCGACGCACAAUGUCGAAUCAGGAAAGGCGGCAGCCGCGAAGGCAGAGGAGCUCGGAAUAUCGAAAGGGAACCGAAACUUGCAGUUCGCUCAGCUCAUGGGAAUGGCUGAUGGACUGUCCUUAGGGCUUAAAAACACAGGUUUCCAAGUGAACAAGUACCUCCCCUACGGUACUGUGGAUCAAGUCAUCCCUUACCUCCUUCGUCGCGCGGAGGAGAACAGGGGCAUGCUCUCCGCGUCGACUCUCGAUAGGGACAUACUAAGGAAGGAGAUCAGGAGAAGGAUGAGUGCUGCUGUUCUUGGAAAGAAUUAGAGAAUAAAGAAGGAUGCGAGGCACUUAAAUUGUACAUGUUUUAGCUCGUACGACCAACGUGCAUGCGUCUUGUAAUUGGUUGAACUGGGGAAGGUGUAAAUAAAUAAAAGAAAGAGAACUUGCUGCAUCGCUCUUGUUUCUCUUUUUU